Molecule: messenger RNA, 1298 nt
Organism: Echinops telfairi (small Madagascar hedgehog)
Lineage: Eukaryota; Metazoa; Chordata; Mammalia; Afrosoricida; Tenrecidae
Gene: SASH3
Product: SAM and SH3 domain containing 3
Exons: 7
Coding region: 60-1292 (410 amino acids)
Biological process (GO): positive regulation of B cell proliferation; positive regulation of immunoglobulin production; positive regulation of adaptive immune response
Cellular component (GO): nucleus; cytoplasm
Molecular function (GO): protein binding
Source: RefSeq, a predicted model, not a curated record
GGCCUGUGCGUCUGGACACCUAGGAGAGUAGGGGCAGAGUUUCGCCUGGGCAGAAAACCAUGUUGCGCCGCAAGCCCUCCAACGCCAGCGAGAAGGAGCCCACGCAGAAGAGAAAGCUCUCACUUCAGCGCUCCAGCAGCUUCAAGGAUUUUGCCAAAUCCAAACCCAGCUCCCCGGUGGUGAGCGAGAAAGAAUUUAAUCUGGAUGAUAAGAUUCCAGAAGAUGUCUCAGGUGUCCCUACCCCAGAAGAUGCUGGGAAGAGUAGCAAAAAGCUGGGGAAGAAGUGGAGGGCAGUGAUUUCAAGAACCAUGAACAGGAAAACUGGCAAGAUGAUGGUGAAGGCCCUGUCGGAGGAGAUGGGAGACCCCCUGGAAGAGAGCUCAGGCUCCCCGACAUCCCCAGACUGCAGCCUAGACAGCCCUGGACCCGAGAAGAUGGCGCUGGCCUUUUCUGAGCAGGAGGAGCGAGAUACCCCUGCACUGAGCCGCCAGACAUCCACAGGCAGCGAGCUCUGCAGCCCCAGUUUCAGGGAGGAAGCACCUGCCCCUCAAUACACAGGACCCUUCUGUGGCCGGGCACGUGUCCACACAGACUUCACCCCAAGCCCCUAUGACCGCGACUCAUUGAAACUGCAGGUAAGAUUGGCCUCAGGGCAGCUUCUUGAGCCUGGCGGGUGGCUCCCCACAAGGAGACCCCCACAGAGCAGGGGUGCCCUUAAGCCUCUCUGUCCUCCCUCACAGAAAGGAGAUAUCAUUCAGAUCAUCGAGAAGCCGCCAGUGGGCACGUGGCUGGGCCUGCUCAAUGGCCGGCUUGGAUCUUUCAAGUUCAUUUAUGUGGACGUGCUGCCUGAGGAGAGUGUGAGCCCUGCCCGCCCGUGCCGCAGCAAGAGCAAGGGCAAGAGGCCCAAGCCCAAAACCCUACACGAGCUGCUGGAGCGCAUUGGCCUGGAGGAGCACACGUCCACCCUACUACUGAAUGGUUACCAGACCCUGGAGGACUUCAAGGAGCUGCGGGAGACGCAUCUCAACGAGCUGAACAUCAUGGACCCGCAGCACCAGGCCAAGCUGCUCACUGCGGCUGAGCUGCUGCUGGACUACGACACAGGCAGCGAGGAGGCAGAAGAGGGCACUGAGAACAUCCAGGAGCCGGUGGCACACACAGAAUCUGAACCCAAGGUGGACAUACCUCGGGACUCAGGCUGCUUCGAGGGCUCGGAGAGCGGGCGCGAUGAGACGGAGCUGGCAGCAACCGAAGAGCAGCUCCACCGCCUCUACUUGGCUGAGGAAUCUUGAAGUGGA